Messenger RNA from Chelmon rostratus (copperband butterflyfish), 5294 nucleotides. RefSeq names its product epidermal growth factor receptor a (erythroblastic leukemia viral (v-erb-b) oncogene homolog, avian) (gene egfra). Gene Ontology annotation, biological process: multicellular organism development; positive regulation of kinase activity; positive regulation of epithelial cell proliferation. Bases 149 to 3739 code for a protein of 1196 amino acids. The transcript is spliced from 28 exons. Gene Ontology annotation, cellular component: signaling receptor complex; basal plasma membrane. Gene Ontology annotation, molecular function: epidermal growth factor binding; ATP binding; epidermal growth factor receptor activity. The record is from RefSeq and is a predicted model, not a curated record. Lineage: Eukaryota; Metazoa; Chordata; Actinopteri; Chaetodontiformes; Chaetodontidae.
GAGGAGGAGCUGUCAAAGUUUCCCAGAGAAGGAAAAAGUCUCCCAGUUGACGAGAAAGACCCAGGGAUCCAGAACCGUCGAGAGGCCGGAAUACCGCGCGUGGUUGGCAUGGAAUGACACCUUCUCGCCAGGAGCUUCCAAAAACACGAUGGCAACCCGUUUUCUGGAGCGGAUCGGUCUCACCUCUCUGCUCUGUCUGUGCUGCUGCGUUCUGGCGGAAAGGAAAGUAUGCCAAGGCAUCAACAACCAAUUAAACCUUCUGGGAACCAGCGAGGACCACUAUAUGAACUUGGUGAAGACCUACAGCAACUGCACUGUGAUCCUGGAGAACCUGGAGAUCACCCACAUGGAGGAGCACCGUGACCUGUCCUUCCUCAGGUCUAUUGAAGAAGUGGGCGGUUAUGUCCUGAUCGCGCUCAACACGGCGUCCAGGAUUCCCCUGGAGAACCUGCGCAUUAUUCGAGGUCACUCCCUCUUUAAAAGGAAGUUUGCUCUUGCCGUGCUCGCGAAUUUCAAGAAAGGUACAGGUCAGGCCACCACUGAGCUUCUUCUGACCAGCCUGACAGAAAUUCUUAAAGGAGGUGUGCAGUUUGGGAACCAGCAGCUUUGCAAUGUGGAAACAAUACAGUGGAAUGAUAUUGUCAACAUUGACAGCAAGCCUGCCAUGGAGCUCCCAGUGGCCAGCAACAAUCCACGCUGUCAGAAAUGCCACUCGAGCUGCUUCAACGGUUCGUGCUGGGGACCUGGCCCUGAACACUGUCAGACCUUAACAAAGCUGAACUGUGCACAGCAGUGCUCGAAGAGAUGCAAAGGUCCUUCACCCAGCGACUGCUGCAAUGAGCACUGCGCUGCAGGCUGCACGGGACCACGGCCCACCGACUGUCUGGCCUGUCGGGACUUCCAGGACGACGGGGUGUGUAAGGACUCCUGCCCGGGCCUCAUGCGCUACGACCCCAACCUGCACCAGCUGGUACCCAACCCACAUGGAAAGUACAACUUCGGGGCCACCUGUGUCAAGAGCUGCCCACAUAACUAUGUUGUGACUGAUCAUGGAGCGUGCGUGCGGACAUGCACCGGCAACACGUACGAGGUGGACGAGGGAGGAAUCAGGAAGUGCGCCAAGUGUGACGGGCUGUGUCCAAAAGUGUGCAAUGGACUCGGAACAGGAGACCUGAUGCACACCAUGUCUAUCAAUGCCACCAACAUUGACUCCUUCAAGAACUGCACGAAAAUCAAUGGUAACAUUGAUAUCAUCCACACAUCGAUUUACGGGGACGCAUUCACCAAAACACCAAAGAUGAAUCCUUCCCAGCUUGAUGUGUUUAAGACGGUUAAAGAAAUUACUGGGUACUUGUGGAUUCAAACGUGGCCAGAGAGCAUGAGCUCACUCAGUCCUUUUGAAAAUCUGGAGAUCAUUCGAGGACGGACGAAGCGCGGUAGCCGCAGCGUGGUUGUGAUUCAGCUCAGUAUCACCUCCCUGGGCCUCCGCUCCCUCAAAGAAAUCAGCGACGGCGACGUGGUCAUCAUUAAGAACCAGAACCUGUGCUACACCAACAAAAACCACUGGACGAGGCUCUUCAAAUCGGACAGCCAAAGUGCCACCAUAGAUGAAAAUGCUGAUGCGUCCACGUGUUCUCUGAGGAACAACACUUGUGACAGGAAGUGUACCACGGACGGCUGCUGGGGCCCCGGCCCGGACAUGUGUUUCGCCUGCCGUGACUACAGCCGUGAUGGGAGCUGUGUUGACUCUUGCAACAUCCUCGAGGGAGCGCCGCGGGAGGCCGUCGUGAACACAACCUGCGUGGAGUGUCACCCCGAGUGUCAGCUCAUGAACGGGACUACAACCUGCAGUGCCCCGGGUUCUGGUAACUGUACGAAGUGUGCCAACUUCCAGGACGGCCUGUUCUGCGUGUCCCGAUGUCCCCAAGGCGUGCCCGGGGAGGACGACACGCUGGUGUGGAAAUACGCGGACGAGAUGAAAGUGUGCCAGCUGUGCCACAAAAACUGCACUCAAGGGUGCGUUGCGCCUGGUCUCGAAGGCUGCCAGAGUAAGAGCUCCUCCGGCCUUUCCAUGAUCGCGGCGGGUGUAGUUGGUGGACUGCUGGCUGUUCUCAUUGCGGGCCUGUCCGUCUUCGUGUUGCUACGCCGACGCCACAUCAAGAGGAAGAGAACCAUGCGUAGACUUCUCCAAGAGAGAGAGCUUGUUGAACCUUUGACUCCGAGCGGCGAGGCACCAAACCAGGCUCUGCUGCGGAUCCUGAAGGAACCCGAAUUUAAGAAAAUUAAAGUGCUGGGAUCAGGAGCUUUUGGUACAGUUUACAAGGGCCUGUGGGUUCCAGAGGGGGAGGAUGUGAAGAUCCCAGUGGCCAUCAAGGUUUUGAGAGAAGCCACAUCACCGAAAGCAAACAAAGAGAUCUUGGACGAGGCUUAUGUGAUGGCCAGCGUGGAGCACCCCCAUGUGUGUCGUCUGCUCGGCAUCUGCCUGACGUCCACGGUGCAGCUCGUCACCCAGCUGAUGCCCUACGGCUGCCUGCUGGACUAUGUCAGAGAGAACAAGGACAACAUUGGCUCCCAGUAUCUGCUCAACUGGUGUGUGCAGAUAGCGAAGGGUAUGAACUACCUGGAGGAGCGCCACUUGGUACACCGUGACUUGGCAGCGAGGAACGUCCUGGUGAAGACUCCUCAACAUGUCAAGAUCACCGACUUUGGUUUGGCCAAACUCCUCAACUCGGAUGAGAAAGAGUACCAUGCAGAUGGCGGAAAGGUACCAAUUAAAUGGAUGGCCCUUGAAUCUAUCCUGAAUCGAACAUACACACAUCAGAGUGACGUAUGGAGUUAUGGUGUAACAGUUUGGGAGCUGAUGACGUUUGGGACCAAACCGUAUGAUGGGAUUCCAGCCAGUGAAAUAGCCGGGGUCCUGGAGAAGGGGGAGCGACUGCCUCAACCACCAAUCUGCACCAUAGAUGUCUACAUGAUCAUGGUGAAAUGUUGGAUGAUUGAUGCGGAUAGCCGACCUCGUUUCCGCGAACUAAUAGCUGAGUUUACAAAGAUGGCUCGGGAUCCUUCUCGUUAUCUGGUCAUUCAGGGUGAUGACUGCAUGCACCUGCCGAGUCCCACAGACGCCAAAUUGUACCGCAGCCUGAUCAGCGGGGAGGACAUGGAGGACGCGGUGGAUGCAGAUGAGUACCUGGUGCCACAACAUGGCUUCUUCAGCAGCCCGAGCACCUCCCACACCCCGCUGCUGCACUCCACGAGCCUCAACAGCAGCAUCGGAACGUGCCACAGCAGGAAUGGCUUAAUGAACGGAUUCCCGAGCAGAGAUGGAAGCAUCGUUCUCCGGUAUAUUCCUGACCCCACCGACAAACUAUUAAACAGCGCCUUCCAGCCAGCUCCAGACUACAUGAACCAGAACGGAGUCUCAGAUGUGAUGAAUCCCAUCUACCAGCACCCGGGUCCCCCCCGCGCCAUCCUCCCCACCAUCUCUUCAGACGACACAGAAACAGAGUACCUGAACUGCUUCAGAGACGAGGCCAACGGACCCGAGUACCUCAACGAGGUCCCGUCCCCCGCCGUCCUCCCGCUCACCUCCAACGGCACGGUCCACAGCAUUCAGAAGUACCAGCCCCAGAACAGCAUAGACAACCCUGAUUACCAGCAGGAUUUCACUCCCACCUUCAAGACCCACACCAAUGGGCACAUCCCGGCGGCGGAGAACGCAGAGUACCUGGGUCCAGACUGAGGACUUAUGAUACAGAAAAGAAAUAAGAAACUGUUUUCUGUUCCAGGAAGUGAGGGCAUUGACGUCUUAGUUAAGUGGUACCGCCAGUCAUCAUAUGUGCUGUCUUAGAGAGUCAGGUGACACUUUGUGCAGCUUCCCGUGUUGUUUGCAUGCAGUCAUACUUGUCACGCAGAACCCCUCUCAGAGUUUUCCUUUCUCGCCACCAAACUGCAAACGGCUCUUUCGCGAUGAAAGCUGGACCGAAGCUGCCGCGUACGUGACUCAGUUGACCUGAGAGUUGCCGGACCAGACACGCAUAUUGUAAACUCCCGCCAGAAAGUGAAAAAUCUCAGAAGUGAAAAUCUCUCUAAUUGUUCUGCACAAGAGGACUACGAUUUAAAGGAUGGAAACGCCUCCAUUUUUUUUUUUUUGGGGGAGGCAGAAACGCUAUUGCAAAGGACAGAAACUGGCAGCUCGACCCAGACCACGACCUGAGGUACACGUGUUGCAGGAUCACAAUCACAGCGGUGCUCUCACUUGACGCCAAUGUGAAGCCUCAGAACAUUUCUCUCUGCUGAAGUCAAGACGAUUAAAGGGAGGUUUUAACAGUAAAAUGACUGUUGAGGUCCUCGGAGGCCUGACGACACUCGUCCUGAAGGAUGAGUCAAUGAGGAAACAUAAUGUUGCAAUUUAUAGAAUGUAUAGCCAAUGUAAAGGGGAAUACUGUUGAAUUGUAACAUUAAAAUAUGUUACCUUUAUGCUCUAAGACAGCUCUGUAUGUAUUUCAAAUUGGCUGAUGUCUCUCUUAGACUGAAAUAAGAGAGUUUCCUGUCGCCUGGUGUGUGAUAUCACACUAACUAUGUAGAGAAUGUAAUGGUAAACAUAGCAGAUGUGACUGUGGUCGUAUGCACACUGCUGGGUUUUACAGUUGAGAACCUGCAGCACUCUUGUAGCAUGAAGCGUAUUUGUGUGGACCCACAAAGUCAGCUGAGCUUUAUCAGUGUGGAAGCAAAACUGAAAGAAGCCAACAAACUUCAAAACAGUAGAGAGGUAAAAACCAUCACUUCCAAAUGCAUUUAAAUAAAGUUUUCACUGUUUUUAUUUUUUUUCACUUGAAAAAUGCUGUCUUAGCUCAUGUGGAGAACUUGUUUGAAUUUUUAGAUUGGAAGUAGUAUUUCCCAGUAAACAUGAGUUGUUAUCUGAAUGGCUCUAUGUCAAGUCACACAUGUUCCUGAUGUUCUUCCCCCUUUUUUUUAGACUAUUGUUUCAAGCCUGGUGUUGACACCACAUCUAUGAAUCUUCUCUGAGCUUUAAAGUCUUGUAGUCUUUUCCAUUAUUAUUCCUAGUUUUAAAGGAAUAUACUAUUGUAGCAACCCGUAAGCCUUCUUUUGCAGAUUUUACACAGGUACGUGUCCAGAAAACAGUGAUUAUGCUGCAAUAUACCCCAAAAUAGUCACCUAUAAUUUAUACUCAUUACACAGUUUUGUCACAUCAUACGUGAAUAUGCACUUAAUCCUGAAUUGUGAUGAUUUCAUUCAAAAGUGAACAUGAAUAAAUCUCUUUUUUUUUAAGAAAA